AUGCAGAUCUUCGUCAAGACUCUCACGGGCAAGACCAUCACGCUUGAGGUCGAGUCGUCGGACACGAUCGACAAUGUCAAGUCGAAGAUCCAGGACAAGGAGGGCAUCCCUCCCGACCAGCAGCGCCUGAUUUUCGCCGGCAAGCAGCUCGAGGAUGGCCGGACCUUGUCCGAUUACAACAUCCAGAAGGAGUCGACGCUCCACCUCGUCCUCCGCCUUCGUGGCGGCAUGCAGAUCUUCGUCAAGACACUCACGGGCAAGACCAUCACCCUCGAGGUGGAGUCUUCGGACACAAUCGACAAUGUCAAGUCGAAGAUCCAGGACAAGGAGGGCAUCCCGCCUGACCAGCAACGCCUCAUCUUUGCCGGCAAGCAGCUCGAGGACGGCCGGACCCUGAGCGACUACAACAUCCAGAAGGAGUCGACGCUCCACCUCGUCCUCCGUCUCCGCGGUGGCAUGCAGAUCUUCGUCAAGACGUUGACCGGCAAGACGAUCACGUUGGAGGUGGAAUCGUCGGACACAAUCGACAACGUAAAGAGCAAGAUUCAGGACAAGGAGGGCAUCCCGCCCGACCAGCAGCGCCUGAUUUUCGCCGGCAAGCAGCUCGAGGACGGCCGUACCUUGAGCGACUACAACAUCCAGAAGGAGAGCACUCUACAUCUUGUACUGCGCCUGCGCGGCGGCCAGUAA
Messenger RNA from Drechmeria coniospora, 690 nucleotides. RefSeq names its product UBI4-Ubiquitin. Gene Ontology annotation, biological process: protein ubiquitination; modification-dependent protein catabolic process. NCBI's taxonomy places the organism in Eukaryota, Fungi, Ascomycota, Sordariomycetes, Hypocreales, Ophiocordycipitaceae. The record is from RefSeq and is a predicted model, not a curated record. Gene Ontology annotation, cellular component: nucleus; cytoplasm. The transcript has 3 exons. Gene Ontology annotation, molecular function: ubiquitin protein ligase binding; protein tag activity. Bases 1 to 690 code for a protein of 229 amino acids.